Cornus florida is the source of this 2136-nucleotide messenger RNA. Its product is annotated as calmodulin-interacting protein 111-like. The transcript is spliced from 6 exons. The coding region runs from base 1284 to 1985 and encodes 233 amino acids. The record is from RefSeq and is a predicted model, not a curated record. Lineage: Eukaryota; Viridiplantae; Streptophyta; Magnoliopsida; Cornales; Cornaceae. Gene Ontology annotation, molecular function: ATP binding; ATP hydrolysis activity.
CCCUUUCAUCAUAUCAGAUACAUACAUGCUAAUAUAAUCAAUUGUAUGUAUCAAAUGUCGGAAUCAUUCCAAGUCAUGAUUAAGUCAUCACCACCCAUUGCUGUUUUCACAUUAAAUAUAUAAUCAUUCUAUUCCGCGGAUAGAGACAAAAAGAGAGAAAUGGAGUCCCCACCACCACCAUCACCACCAUCAUCAACGCCAUUGAAAACGGAGCUUUUGGAUGCUCCCCUGAAUGCAAUUGGCUUUCAGAUUGAACACCUGUAACCGGAGAAAGUCUCCGGUCGCCUUCAUGUCACCCACAACUGCUGUCAGCCGUUCAAGGUUUUGCACGGAGGAGUGUCGGCGUUGAUAGCGGAGUCACUGGCGAGCAUUGGGGCUCACAGGGCCUCCGGGCUGAGGAGGGUCGCUGGAAUUCACCUCAGCAUCAAUCACUUGAAGAGCGCCACCCUCGGCGACCUUGUACUAACUGAAGCCACCCCACUCAACGUUGGCAAAACAAUCCAGGUUUAGGCUGAGCAUAUACCAUCUCCAUCAUUGCCACCAGCUCAGCCAGCUCAGGACUUAGACCGACCAGGUUUAGGCUGAGCAUAUACCAUCUCCAUCACUGCCACCAGCUCAGCCAGCUCAGGACUUAGACCGACCAAGUAUUUUAGGACCUUUAUCUAUCUUAUUUUUCCGCUUUAGAUUGAUUUUGCAUUAUUUCCAUUUUCAGGCACUUAUUCACAAAAUAAGCUAACUCAGCCAAAUAAGAGCAGAAUUGAAGUAAUCUUGAGAUGAAUCAAAGAAAGGAGCAAAGUGGGAGCAAAAUGAAGCAAGUGGUGGAAAUUCAGCAAGUUCGAUCGAUCAGGGAAUCUCUUCCAUCGAUGCCCAAAAAGGUUCUGAAGAAUGGAGUUCGAUUGUCGUCAAACCUUUCAUGUACAUUGGGUCGUCCUUCUUUAGGCAGGGUCAUGUUUGUAUUUCCUAUUCAAUGUCAACCUAAAAAGGAUCUUGUAAAUGAGAAUGACAAGCUGCAUAGCACAGCAUUUAAUUGCCUCUCAUUAUACAAGUGCAAGGAGUUAUACUUAGAGCUAGUUUCUUCAGAGAGUGGAUUUACAGUGAAGUGUUCUCUGUUUCCUCACAAUGAUUUUCCUGCCGAAGCAGCCCGUGGUUGAGUUGAAAAUGGAAAGGUUUCAUCCCCCAAGACACCAUUGUUCUCUCAGUCAGGACUUAGUUCACCUAAUACUAGUCAACGGUCUUCACCAAGAUGUGAAGAAUCUGUAUCAAAUUCACCCAAUCCAUAUGGGAUGUCAUUGGAUUCAUUUGAUAUAAGAGAAGUAUUAGGGGAUGAAAAUGCAAAGAAACUUAUACAGACCUGCGCUACUUCAUGGUUAUACUCGCGUACUCUCCUCUUUGGAAAUAUUGUAACCAUCCCAAUACUUUCGAAGCUCUGCAUUUUGCAGGUUGUAGCUGUUAAUGCAGUUUCAGCAAAUAAUACUAAUCAGGAUCUGACGGAUGAAAGUAAAUUUGAUAUGUUCUUUCGAGCUCCUGAUAUAAUAGAUCAUGUGAAUGAUGCUUUUUUUAUAGACCAUGAGACAAAAGUGUAUAUAUGCUCACCGCCGCAUUCAGCAUUGGCAACUCCACAUAACAAAGAUUCACAAUGUGUGGAGCUUGAAUGUAAGGAUAUCAAAGCUAACAUGGACCUUUUAAAAUUGGGUGGUUUAUCUAAAGAAUAUGCAAUUUUGAAGGAUAUAAUUUCCUCAUCAGGGAAGUGCACUCUAUCAAGGUUCGGUUUACGGCCUACAAAGGGAGUGCUUCUUCAUGGUCCACCUGGCACUGGAAAGACUUCUUUGGCUCGACUAUGUGGCCUUGAUGCUGGCGUCAACCUAUUCUCUGUGAAUGGACCCGAAAUUGUUAGUCAAUAUUAUGGAGAAAGUGAGCAAGCAUUGCAUGAGGUCUUCAAUUCAGCAAGCCGUGCUGCACCUGCCGUGGUUAGAUUUCUUCCCUAGAUGGUCCAAUAUCUAGGAAAAUAUUCAGUUUCCCUCUUUGAAUACUAAUUAUGCAUUUUUUUUAAUAUAUUAAUCAUUUGGCUGGCAAAAUGAUACAUUAAUUUGUUAAAUGUAGUGAUCUUAUUCCAAUAGAAGUUUUUGUUUUAUUAUA